AUGAAUCACACAUUAUCAACAUUAUAUAGCUUCUCUUCUUCACAUGCUUUCUCUCUCUACAUUCUCAAUGCUCCAUUGAUUCAACUCUUUGUUUACUCAUUGACUGCGCAUUUCCACGAGCCACUUUACAGAUCUACACAGAAAAAAAGGGUUCUUCAAUAUGAAUCGCAAGAUUCUUCAUUAGAUGGUGUUCAUCUUCUUCUUCAAGAGGAUAUGCACUUGAUGUCUUUAGAUCAUCAUAUCAUUCAAAUCAAACAAUCGAUAUCCCUACAAAUUCAUUGA
This is a messenger RNA of Lactuca virosa, 282 nucleotides long. The record is from the annotation of a GenBank genome assembly. NCBI's taxonomy places the organism in Eukaryota, Viridiplantae, Streptophyta, Magnoliopsida, Asterales, Asteraceae.